This is a messenger RNA of Impatiens glandulifera, 2040 nucleotides long. Its product is annotated as coatomer subunit delta-like. Gene Ontology annotation, cellular component: COPI vesicle coat; cytosol. The transcript is spliced from 12 exons. Lineage: Eukaryota; Viridiplantae; Streptophyta; Magnoliopsida; Ericales; Balsaminaceae. Gene Ontology annotation, biological process: retrograde vesicle-mediated transport, Golgi to endoplasmic reticulum; Golgi localization; endoplasmic reticulum to Golgi vesicle-mediated transport. The record is from RefSeq and is a predicted model, not a curated record. The coding region runs from base 205 to 1797 and encodes 530 amino acids.
AAAUAUAGAACGCAAGAAAAGAAACUGGAACUCGAAAAUGAAAGCAAUGUCGAUAUAAGACAGAGAAGAAUAAGAUAUUUAGAUCUCUGCGUUAUGCGAAAGGAGUUUCAUAGAUCUGAUCUCAACUGCUGCUUCGAUUUUGAAUUUAGCUGCAAGAUACGGUGAUUGUUGUGGAAGUGAUAUUUGAAUACUGAUCCAGUGAAAAUGGUUGUCCUUGCGGCUUCUAUCAUUAGUAAAUCUGGAAAAGCACUUGUUUCCAGACAAUUUGUGGAUAUGUCUCGCAUAAGAAUAGAAGGGCUUCUUGCAGCUUUUCCCAAGCUUGUUGGUAUAGGGAAGCAACAUACAUAUAUUGAGACUGAAAAUGUACGCUAUGUCUACCAGCCAAUAGAAGCUUUAUAUUUACUGCUUAUAACCAACAAACAAAGCAACAUUCUUGAAGAUCUGGAGACACUUCGGCUGCUAUCCAAAUUAGUACCUGAAUAUGCUGUUUCUUUGGAUGAAGAAGGCAUUUGUAAGACAGCUUUUGAUCUAAUCUUUGCUUUUGAUGAAGUCAUUUCCCUUGGGUUCAAGGAAAAUGUGACAGUUGCACAAGUUAAGCAGUAUUGUGAAAUGGAGAGUCAUGAAGAGAGAUUGCACAAAUUAGUAAUGCAAAAUAAGAUCAAUGAGACUAAAGAUAUUAUGAAGAAGAAAGCAAGUGAGAUUGACAAAAGCAAGAUUGAAAAGAAUAGGGGUGAUAAAGGAGGGUUUAUGUCCUUACAGUCAAUGGGCUCAGGUAAACUUGAUACUGGCUUUGGUAAUGAAAUGAGCAGACCUAGCACCGGAAGUGGCUUUGGAAGUGGUUCUGGUUUUGGAUUGGGGGUAGACGUUGACUCACUUUCUACCAAGUCUAAAGGUCGUCCUUCUGCAUCAGCUACUGCUCCUCCAAAAGGUCUGGGCAUGCAGCUAGGAAAAACACAAAAGGCAAACCAAUUUCUGCAAUCUUUGAGAGCUGAAGGUGAAGUUAUUCUUGAUGAUGUGCGUCCAACUGUUGGUCCAGCGAAGUCAGCUGCUCCUCUACCAACUGAUCCUAUCACAUUGUCUGUGGAAGAGAAGCUUAGUGUUACUCUGAAGCGAGACGGUGGCCUGAGUAACUUUGAUGUUCAGGGUACUUUGUCUCUACAGAUUCUUAACCAAGACGAUGGUCAUAUCCAAGUUCAGAUAGAGAGUGGGGGAAAUCCAGGAAUCCUCUUCAAAACCCAUCCUAAUGUUAAUAAAGAAUUGUUUUCGAACGAGAACAUUUUGGGCCUUAAAGAUCCAAACAGACCGUUUCCUUCUGGUCAAUCUGGCGAUGGUGUCGGUUUAUUGAAGUGGAGAAUGCAAAGUGUUGAUGAAUCUGCCGUGCCAUUAAGCAUUAAUUGCUGGCCCUCGGUUUCUGGAAAUGAAACCUUUGUGAAUAUUGAGUAUGAAGCUUCGUCAAUGUUUGAUCUGCAAAAUGUUGUGAUAUCUGUUCCUCUUCCAGCUCUUAGGGAAGCUCCCAAUGUGAGUCAGAUUGAUGGUGAUUGGAGGUUUGAUUCCAGAAAUUCUGUCCUGGAAUGGACCAUACUUCUUAUUGAUAAUUCUAACCGCAGUGGAUCCUUGGAAUUUGUUGUCCCUCCAGCAGACACAUCUGUCUUUUUUCCCAUCUCUGUCCGAUUCACAGCUGUCAACACCUUCAGUGAAAUAAAGGUUGUGAGUGUGAUACCAUUGAAAGGUGGAGCAGCACCACCAAAGUAUACUCAAAGAACAAUUCUCUCAACAGAGACUUAUCAGGUAGUGUGAACAAUAUGUUCCAAUUCUGAAAUUAUUAUUAUUAUUACUAUUAAUAUGCAAAUGGAGCCUUUUUUUUCAUUUCAAUGGUUGAGAUAAGCCGACGAUUUUGGUGGAUUCUUAAAAUUUGAAUAUCGGAAUCUCGCAAUUUUAAUAUUGUGAUGAAAGUGAAUGGACAUUUUUUGUAAUUGAUUUGAGUUAUUACUGUUAGACUGAAAUUGAAAUAUAAGGAAAGAAACACACUAUAGUUCUUCA